Messenger RNA from Komagataella phaffii GS115, 855 nucleotides. Its product is annotated as Mitochondrial phosphate carrier, imports inorganic phosphate into mitochondria. NCBI's taxonomy places the organism in Eukaryota, Fungi, Ascomycota, Pichiomycetes, Pichiales, Pichiaceae. The transcript has a single exon. Gene Ontology annotation, molecular function: phosphate transmembrane transporter activity. Gene Ontology annotation, cellular component: mitochondrial inner membrane. Gene Ontology annotation, biological process: mitochondrial phosphate ion transmembrane transport. The record is from RefSeq and is a predicted model, not a curated record. Bases 1 to 855 code for a protein of 284 amino acids.
AUGCGUAACGAUAAGAUAUCCCUAUACUCACCGGACUACUAUUUGGCUUGCACCGUGGGUGGAGCCCUAGCAUGUGCACCAACACACGGUGGAAUAACACCACUGGAUCUUGUUAAAUGCCGUCGUCAAGUCAAUUCUUCAUUAUACUCCUCUAAUUGGAAAGGAAUCACCAGCAUUAUCAAAAAUGAGGGAUUCCCCGCUCUCUACACUGGUGUCUUACCCACGUUUAUUGGAUAUGGUCUUCAAGGAGCUGCCAAGUAUGGUGGUUAUGAGUACUUCAAAAAACAGUACACUGAUUUGAAUGGAGGCAAGGCAAACACUUUCACCUUCCUUGCAGCUAGUGCUACAGCUGAGUUUAUUGCUGAUAUUUUCCUGUGUCCCUUGGAAGCCAUGAAGGUGAAAAUUCAGACUACUCUACCACCGGAUAAGCCCAAUCUUAGAGAGUUGAGCCUGUAUAAAGGGCUGGUUCCCCUAUGGUGCAGACAAAUCCCCUAUACCAUGGUCAAGUUCACCAGUUUUGAGAAAAUUGUGGAUCUUAUCUAUAGCAAGGCUAUCAAAAAGCCAAAGGACCAGCUGUCGAAUUUGCAACAGACAGCAGUGUCAUUCACGGGAGGGUACAUUGCAGGUAUUUUCUGUGCUGCAGUAUCCCAUCCAGCUGACGUGAUGGUGAGUCUAAUGAACAACAAUAAAGAAGGACUCAGUGUUGCCCAAUUGUACCAAAAGAUAGGUUUCAGCGGUCUUUGGAACGGUCUAGGCAUCAGAAUCGUCAUGAUCGGAACCCUGACCGGAUUCCAAUGGCUGAUCUAUGACUCAUUUAAGGUUUAUUCAGGGCUCCCUACGACAGGAGGUCAUUAA